Molecule: messenger RNA, 1074 nt
Organism: Caenorhabditis bovis
Lineage: Eukaryota; Metazoa; Nematoda; Chromadorea; Rhabditida; Rhabditidae
Source: the annotation of a GenBank genome assembly
AUGAACAAUGAAACCGGCACUUAUAUGAACCUCACACAAAUAUCGCAUUUUGUGCUUUCUUCGACGCAAUCUUCAGAUGUCGGCACCACUGAUCAUAUUGAAUCUGCAUGCUAUGUAACAAUCAAUUCAUUUAUUAAUAGCACCAAAGAGCCGCGUCUACCGUCAUUUUAUAAAACGGAAAUAUUCAAAUGGCUUCGAUUGGCUGCUUCAAUCGGUGCAACCAUAUUCAAUUUGGCAUUUUUAAUAGGAAAUUUAAUCAAUGGCAAAAAUAAGCAUGGCAUUUUAAAAGUCCGACUCUUAAUUUUAUUAUAUUUUUUGAUAUUAACUAUUUGGUCAAUUACAUCUUCAGCUAUUUAUUGCUUCGACGUUCUUAUUUUUUACUCUUCGGAUUUUGAGGAAAUGUGGAAUCAAACUCAGGAGGAUGAAGAUUUAUCAUCUGUUUGGAUGGCAUUCCUUGAUGGAUUCGUUCAGCCACUAAUCGAUUCGCAAGCUUUACUUAUUUUUGCGAUAUCCUUGGAUCGGUAUUUGAGCUUAUUCUCAGUAUAUUGGCCAUUCGUGGAGAGUCGCAAGAUCCUUGUAUCAUUAUUACUUAUUCCACUAAUUAUAUGCUUUGUGAUAUUCAAUCCAGCAUUAUUGAAACUAUGCCUUCCAUUUCCAAGUUUUCUCUACUGCAGACUCGCACUUUUUCUGCUUCCGUCCCUUCUAUCUUUUCUACUUUUAUCGGUCUGUCUAUUAUCGAAGAGGGAGAAAAUCAACUAUGACCCUGGUUUCAGUAUCUCUCUUUCCAAAAGUCUCGUACGAGUGCUAUUUGUUAUCGUGCUAGUCGACGUGAUUUCUCGAACAUUAUUCACAUUUCGAUUCAUUGAAGAUAAUCUGGAUUUCAUUGUAUUGACGGGCUCCGAGGCUGGCGAUGCUCUCAUCCAGAUAGUGUUUGACGUCGGAUUACAAGUUUCACUAUGGAUAUUUGUCUGUAGUCCUAUCUACACCCCAAUCAUAUUCUCAUCAUUCAUCAAGCACUUCCGCGACGCGGUCUUCUCCUGCUGUCAAAGAACUCCGACAAUCCGAACGAUUUAA